GAUCAGACGUUUAAUUGUUUAUUCAGUUUAUUUUUGGCGUCAGUUCUACAGUAUACGUCGUAGUAGAUCUCAUCAAGCCAGACAAACUGAAACAGUUGAAGUGUUUGGACCUGAAGCUGGUCACCAGGCAUGCUGGCAUGCAUCAUCUCCCAAUUUAUGAAUCAGUUGUUGAGGUUAUACAAGCGUUGCUGCUGUCGUUUCCUCUUGCUGACUUUGAUGCAUCUGGUUGCAAUAUAGCUGUUGACAUCAAAGCCAAGAAAAAGGUUAAUCCUGACAAUGACAGACAGGUGUUUUAUGUUCGGGUAUCAAGUAGUCAAGACUUGGAUUUGGAAACUCUUUUUAAAGAAAAGGUCCUGACACGAUUUGCCGAGGUUCUGCUGUACAUGCAAUGUGGGGAGGAGGAGGGUCACUUGUCGGUACAGCGGCCAUGUCGGGAGGAGACAGGCAGCAGUGUACACGAGGUCUUCUGGCUGGAACAGACAAAUCUUGGAGACAUGACCCUCAAAUGUCAGCAUUCUUCACAGACUCAAAAUACAGACUUCACCGAAACACCGCCCCGUUUUGUCAUACAUUUCAGGAUCGUUCAGAGCGAAAGCCACAUCAUGUCAGAAGGACAGCUUAUACACAGGUUCUUACACAAACUGAAAUUCCUACACGGAAAGCUGGACACCACAUUUUCCAUGAAAGUGUGUGGAGCAGUAUGUCAAACCGAUUUCAGUGCAAGGAAUUGCGUGCAAGUCAAAGGCAUAUCUUUAGUUGAUGACUUAAGAUUCUUCUUUGGGAAGGGCUGUCUUAAGUCUAUGUGUUGUGGGACUGUGCGUGGGUUCAGGGGAAGAAGCCUUGCAGCUGGACUGAACUCGGGAGGUCUCCUCUCUCCUUCCCCCAUCUCUUUGUCCACCCUGGCUUGUCUCUACCCAGUCACAGAGCGGUACCCCCAGCACACAGGCUCCCAGGACAUGACAGGCCAGGUCUUCAUAAAUUUUUAUGGCCCACUCCUAACUCCACUACUUCUGAGCAGUAGACAGUUGGAGAUGCUGGACAUACACAAACUUACUGAUUGGAGUACAUUGUCAUUGCGGUUGACAGACACGGAACAAAAGAUGCAAAGUGACAUGACCGCUACAGCAACACUGAUGAAUCAGCGCUACAUGCCACCCUGGGCCGCCGGAGCCACAACGUUCCUCCUGGGCCUGGCCGUGAUUGUCUCCGACCUUUGUGCAGAUGACGACGCAAACAGAGAUCGAGAGAUCAUCAGACAUCUUCAGGGUGACGUCAGCCUGCUUCCCCAGCUGUACCCAGCCAUCUCAGAAAGCCUGCAGUCAUCCUUACAACACAUCUUUGCAAACAGAGUUACUGAAUAUGAGAAGAUGCACGAGAAGACGUACACCCAGUCAAUCCAGAUGAUAACAUCCGCCAUCUGUCAUGUCUUCAAUCACAGCACAAAUGUCAACUUCAGAAAUGACAUGAGCCAUUUGUUACAGGUUGACACGAGGCAGGCAUUGGAGAAGGCGCUCAAGACACGACUUCGGGAAAUAGCCCAUGUAUCAGAUGCCCAGAUACAGGAGAUCGAGACCGAUGAUGCAGACACGGACAUAGAUGAAUGGGGCGAAGCUACCUAUCCUAGGCUUGCCGACACUGCAGGUGCUACUGGUGACCUUCAGGACACUCCAGACGCCAUAGCAACCUCACAGGUUCGUUGGAAUCUGCCUUCAAGACAGCAAGAAAACCUUGCCCAAAAUAUGGUGCAAGAUGUUGAUCACUUGGAUGAAGGCGAUGGGACCAGGUCACAGCAUCUACACGACAACAGUUCCCAUACACAAGCCCACCAGGAUAUCAAUGUUAAUGCGAACCCAAGGCAGAGAUCGCCCAGCAUGAUGAGGGAAGACUUCGACUCUCAAAUGAGUUGGGAUAUUCAGGAUACAGAUAUUGUUGAAGAUGACACAGGAUCAUGGUCUCUCACAAGCAGAGUUCUCCAUACAAAUCAGGUCUCAAUGCAAGAGCCACGUUUUUACCCAGUGACCCAAAGGGAAGAUGAUGAUCUGCUUGUUCCGCCGAUGUCCUCCGCCACACUCACACACCCUGACAGACCAAACGAUCACCAGCAGUCAGUAGAUGACUGGUUGAAUGAAGUAAUGCUGGAUGUUGCAGACUGGCUCUGACUAAAUCAGAUACACUGUUGACCCAAUUUUAAACGUUGUUGUAUAAGACAGUACAGUUUGGUUGCUGGCAAAGUGUCUAUGAAUAUUUUUUACUAAUAUUUACUUGAAAUGUAUCUGACAUUGAUGGUGAUCGUUUAUCAUUUACAAGUUGACAUAAAAUGUUUUUUCCAUUCUUCUGCUACAUAACUGGUACCACCAUCUCUUUUCUGUCUUAGCUGAAGAGAAACUGAGCAUAUUUUACCUGAAAUGGCUGGUUGGUAGAUAAAGUUAACAAACUGA
This is a messenger RNA of Haliotis rubra (blacklip abalone), 2438 nucleotides long. RefSeq lists its product as uncharacterized. NCBI's taxonomy places the organism in Eukaryota, Metazoa, Mollusca, Gastropoda, Lepetellida, Haliotidae. Gene Ontology annotation, biological process: meiotic DNA double-strand break formation. Bases 138 to 2159 code for a protein of 673 amino acids. The transcript is spliced from 18 exons. The record is from RefSeq and is a predicted model, not a curated record.